This is a messenger RNA of Opisthocomus hoazin, 945 nucleotides long. NCBI's taxonomy places the organism in Eukaryota, Metazoa, Chordata, Aves, Opisthocomiformes, Opisthocomidae. The record is from RefSeq and is a predicted model, not a curated record.
AUGAGGACGGGGAAAGCUCACUUAGCAGUUGCCAUCACAGAGCUGCAAGUCCUACUUGUCAUCACAUUCAUCACUGUGUACGUAUUGACACUAGCAGAGAAUAUGGUCACUGUUACAAUGAUCUGUAUUAGCUACUGGCUCCAUACCCCUAUAUACUGCGUCUUCAGCAAUCCCUCCUUUCUGGAGAUGUGGUAUAUGACAGUUAUUGUGCCUAAAAUGCUUAGUGGCUUACUGACAGGAUGCAAGAUCAGCUCAUUUGCAGGGUGCAUGGCCCAGAUCUACUUUUUCAAUGCACUGGCCUGCACUGAGUGUCUGCUUCCAGCUGUCAUGUCUUAUGACUGCUUUCUGGCUAUUUGCAGCCCCUUGCUCUGUCCAACCAUCAUGACCCACAAGCUAUCUUAGUUGCUGGUUCUUGGAUGGGAGGUUUUACCAGUUUCAUACUCAUUGAUGAAGGUACUCUUCAUUUCACGCUUGAAUUUCUGUGACUCAAUCACCAACCAUUUCUUCUGUGAUAUAUCAUCCCUGCUCAACCUUGCCCACAAAGAUACGUCAAUGGUAGAGACAGUAGUUUUCAUUCUGGCAUUGAUUAUAGUUCUCAUACCAUUGCUUGUGGUGAUGGCCUCUUACUUCUGCAUAGCAGCUACUAUAAUGCGGAUUCCCACAGCUCAGGGCAGGUGGAAAUGUGUUUCAACCUGUGUUUCUCACAUGGUAGUUGUUAUAUUUUACGCUACUGCUCUGUUUACCUAUGCCCAGCCUAAGGCCAUGGGUGUCUCUGAUUCCAACAAGAUGGUGUCAGUUCUAUAUGUAGUUGUAGUACCUUUCUGCAACACUGUCAUUUACUCCCUGAGGAACCAAGAUGUCAAAGAAGUACUAAGAAAAAUAAUAAAUGGCAGAAAUGUACUCAACAAGAGGAGUUCUGUGUCCUUAAGAGAAAGCACAACAUAA